AUGGCGCUCGAUGAGUUCGGGCGUGAUCGAAGCUCCCCAAAAGGCGAUCUCCCGGUCCUUCGUGAGGUCCUCACUCAGCCAGACUACGUCUCCACCUACCCCGAGAAAGGCCUUCUUACCCCCUCCUACCACCUUGAGCUGGGCGAUGAGAAUCCAACUCCCGAUGAGCUGACCGGCCCGACUGCUUUGCGUCGUGUGUCAGCUCCCAUCCCCUGGGCUGUCUACGCCGUUGCCUUUGUGGAGCUGUGCGAGCGAUUCUCGUACUACGGAACACAGAUUUUGUAUUCCAACUUUGUGAAUCACGCUCUUCCUCUUGCCCCUCCUCAUGGCCCGGCUGGGUCAAACCACAAGACCGGUGCUGGUGGUGGUUCCUCCCAGGGCGUUUCGGGCGCUCUCGGCAAAGGCACUCAAGUUGCGAAUGGCAUCAACACUUUUAACACCUUCUGGUGCUACAUCAUUCCCCUAUUCAGUGCCUAUGUCGCGGAUGAAUUCUGGGGCCGCUACAAGACCAUUUGCUGGGCCAUUUUCUUUGCCAUCAUUGGCCACAUCACCCUCGUCAUGUCUGCCAUCCCUCCAGUCAUCACAAACACGACCAUGUGCUUCGCUAUAUUCAUUCUGGGUGUGAUUAUCAUGGGAUUUGGAACCGGUGGUUUCAAACCCAACAUCUCCGCAUUGGUCGUCGAGCAGAUCCCCGUUGUCAAUCUGAAAGUACGCACCCUACCCACCGGCGAGCGUGUCAUUAUUGAUCCGACCAUCACGCAAAGCCGAAUCUAUCACUAUUUCUACCUUUUCAUCAACGUGGGUGCUCUGAUCGGCCAGAUCUCCAUGGUCUAUGCGGAGAAGUAUGUGGGUUUCUGGCUUGGCUUCUUGCUUCCCACUGCAAUGUUCAUGAUCUGUCCCCUUGUUAUGUGGUGGGGGCACAAGCGGUACACCCAAGCUAAGCCCCAGGGCUCUGUCACCUCCAAAGCGAUACGGGUCUUUUUCUAUGCCCUCCGUAGCCGCUGGUCAUGGAACCCUAUCAAGUUUUGGAAGCGUACCCAUGACGGUACCCUCUGGGAGACUGCAAAGCCCUCCAACAUUGCCCCUCGGGAUCGUCCACACUGGAUGACUUUCGACGAUGCCUGGGUUGAUGAAGUGCGCCGCGGCUUUUGUGCCUGUGCGGUCUUCUGUUACAUGCCACUCUACUGGUUGUCAUACAGCCAGCUAACCAAUAACUUGACUGCUCAGGCAGGAACCAUGGCCCUGCACGGUGUUCCCAAUGACGUUCUCAACAACCUCGACCCCAUAAUUCUGGUGAUAUUCAUUCCCGUCUGCGAUUACUUUUUGUAUCCCGCCUUGCGUCGAGCAGGAAUACGCUUCACUGCCAUCAAGAAGAUCUUCGUUGGCUUCGUACUUGGCGCAAUGGGAAUGGGCUGGGCGACCGCAGUCCAGCACUACAUCUACAAGACCUCGCCCUGUGGUUACCAUGCAAAUACCUGCGCCAAUCCUGAUGGAAGUGUGCUAAAUUCCCCGCUGAACGUCUGGAUUCAAUCCGGCUCCUACGUACUAAUUGCUUUGUCCGAGAUUUUCGCUUCCAUCACAACCCUGGAGUACGCCUAUUCCAAAGCUCCUCGCGGUAUGCGCUCCUUCAUUCAGGCAAUUUCGCUUUUCUCGAAUGCCGUCUCCGCCGCCAUUGCCGAGGCUCUCAACCCGCUCUCCAAGGACCCUCUGCUUGUGUGGAACUACGGUGUCUUUGCCGUUAUCUCGAUUGUCAGUGGCUUCCUUUUCAUCUGGCAGUUCUGGAGCUUGGAUCAGGAGGAGGAUGAGCUGAACAAUCUGCCGGAGGGCCAAGUUGUCGCCGAAGCCAAGUCCGAGGGGCUUUUUGUUUCAGCCGAGAUCACUUCUGCCCCCAGAUAG
Molecule: messenger RNA, 1896 nt
Organism: Penicillium waksmanii
Lineage: Eukaryota; Fungi; Ascomycota; Eurotiomycetes; Eurotiales; Aspergillaceae
Exons: 2
Coding region: 1-1896 (631 amino acids)
Biological process (GO): oligopeptide transport; transmembrane transport
Cellular component (GO): membrane
Molecular function (GO): dipeptide transmembrane transporter activity
Source: RefSeq, a predicted model, not a curated record